UGCUCUAUCUCUGGCCUAGACAACCAACAGCAUAGCAUCUAGCUGGGGGUUGUGUUUCCUGGCUACCCAAUAUUCAUCUAACCUGGCAAAUCCAAGCGUAGAUCUUGGCUGUGACCUCGCUUUUCAACUCCUUUCGACUUCGCUUUCGCUUUCUGUCGCAAUUCAUAACAGUGGAACCUGGUACGGCGAAAACAUCACGUCAAUAGAUACUAGUUAGACAAGUUAUAAUACACCUGGCUUCAAGAUGGAUCCCAACAACCGUCUUUAUCUUAAUUUCGGCAAUGGUAACGACCGGCUUGCCUCGUCCGACCGACAAUACCCUACCACACCUUCGACCUUUCCUCAGCCGGUCUUCCCUACACCUUCGCAACCGCAUCUUGCCCCUCAGCAGCCUCAAGUUCCGCAACAAUAUGCUGGUGGCUAUGCUCCUUCCAAUAGCUACUUUGCGCCCAAUCAAUACCAAGGUCCAAGCGACUUUGUGAACUCUCAAGGCUCAGCGUACCAGCCUCGAUCCAACACCCCGGGUACUAAUGAUCCCAAUGUUGGUCUGGCGCACCAGUUCUCUCACCAGAACCUUGGGGGCUCUGCCCGAGUCAAUGCCUAUGGACCACGUGGUCCAGCACCAGCACCACGACCUCGAACCGCAGGUUCCUCUGGCCAACAUCCGUCCUAUAAUUAUGCGAACGCCCCCCCGAUGCCCACAUCUCGCUCAACCGACUUUCAAAUUGCACCUGAAAGAAACCCAGAGAAAUAUGGUGUCAACGCGAACAAUAAUCAGAAAAAGUGCUCUCAAUUGGCAGCUGACUUUUUCAAGGAUAGCGUUAAGCGUGCCCGAGAGCGUAACCUAAGGCAGAGCGAGAUGGAACAGAAGCUACAAGAUGUCAACCAGCCCGCAGCGAGGCGUGAGCAGAUCUGGCAGAACGGCGGCAAGAAAGAGGCUCGCUAUUUGCGAUUCCUGCGAACCAAGGACAAGCCUGAGAAUUACACUACGAUCAAGAUCAUUGGAAAGGGUGCCUUCGGAGAAGUGAAACUCGUCCAGAAGAUUGCAGAUAAACAAGUCUAUGCGAUGAAGUCCUUGAUCAAAACCGAAAUGUUCAAGAAGGAUCAAUUGGCUCACGUACGAGCCGAGCGAGACAUUCUAGCCGAAUCGGACAGUCCUUGGGUGGUUAAACUCUUCACCACCUUCCAAGACGCCAACUUCCUCUACAUGCUUAUGGAAUUUUUGCCUGGUGGAGAUUUGAUGACAAUGCUUAUUAAAUAUGAGAUCUUCUCUGAAGACAUUACCCGAUUCUAUAUCGCAGAGAUUGUAUUGGCGAUCGAAGCUGUCCAUAAGCUUGGCUUCAUCCACCGUGAUAUCAAGCCUGACAACAUUCUGCUCGACCGGGGCGGCCACGUCAAACUUACCGAUUUCGGUCUAUCUACCGGCUUCCAUAAGCUUCACGAUAAUAACUACUAUCAGCAGCUUCUACAAGGGAAAUCUAGUCGGCCUAAGGAUCGGAACUCGGUUGCUCUUGACCAGAUUAAUCUGACGGUUAGCAACCGUUCCCAAAUCAACGACUGGAGAAAGUCUCGGAGACUGAUGGCAUACUCCACCGUGGGAACACCUGACUAUAUCGCCCCGGAGAUUUUUACUGGACAUGGCUACACGUUCGACUGUGAUUGGUGGUCGCUGGGUACCAUCAUGUUUGAGUGUCUCGUUGGAUGGCCACCGUUCUGCGCCGAAGAUAGCCAUGACACAUACCGCAAGAUCGUUAAUUGGCGGCAAUCUCUCUACUUCCCGGAUGACAUCACGCUUGGGACAGAAGCAGAGCAUCUGAUUCGAAGUCUCAUCUGCAAUACCGAAGUACGAUUAGGACGGAGUGGAGCGCAGGAAAUAAAAGCCCACGCAUUCUUCCGCGGAGUUGAAUUCGACAGUCUACGUCGUAUUCGCGCUCCAUUCGAACCUCGUUUGACGUCUGCGACUGAUACAACUUACUUCCCGACGGAUGAGAUCGAUCAGACUGAUAAUGCGACAGUCAUGAGAAACCAAGCCCUCGCAGUCGGAAGACAAGUAGAGGAGUCUCCUGAAAUGAGCCUACCAUUCAUCGGAUACACGUUCAAACGGUUCGAUAACAACUUCCGUUAGUCGUGUACACUGCCUAUUCACCCUUGCCUGUUCAGAGGCUUAUG
Molecule: messenger RNA, 2169 nt
Organism: Hypoxylon fragiforme
Lineage: Eukaryota; Fungi; Ascomycota; Sordariomycetes; Xylariales; Hypoxylaceae
Product: serine/threonine-protein kinase cot-1
Exons: 4
Coding region: 245-2125 (626 amino acids)
Biological process (GO): intracellular signal transduction; peptidyl-serine phosphorylation
Molecular function (GO): ATP binding; protein serine/threonine kinase activity
Source: RefSeq, a predicted model, not a curated record